Molecule: messenger RNA, 2760 nt
Organism: Ricinus communis (castor bean)
Lineage: Eukaryota; Viridiplantae; Streptophyta; Magnoliopsida; Malpighiales; Euphorbiaceae
Product: probable pre-mRNA-splicing factor ATP-dependent RNA helicase DEAH4
Exons: 17
Coding region: 96-2207 (703 amino acids)
Cellular component (GO): intracellular anatomical structure
Molecular function (GO): ATP hydrolysis activity; RNA binding
Source: RefSeq, a predicted model, not a curated record
AAAAUAUUUUAACUGACGGAUUUUCAGUUCAAGUCUGAAUAAUCUUAACAACAGCAAUUCUGUCUCUGCGAUUUGUUCAGUACCUUUGUUUAGCAAUGGCGAAUCUUCCAAUUAUACAAUUCGAAGAUAAAAUCAUAAAAACAGUAGAAGAGAAUCCAGUAGUAGUAAUCAUCGGAGAAACUGGUUCAGGCAAGAGCACGCAGCUUUCUCAAAUGCUGCACCGCAGAGGUUACACUAAAUCCGGAAUCAUCGGCAUCACUCAACCCCGUAGAGUCGCUGCAGUAUCUGUUGCAAGACGAGUUGCUCAAGAGCUUGGAGUAACGCUUGGAGAGGAAGUAGGUUAUGCUAUUCGGUUUGAAGAUAGGACUUCAGAGUUAACACGAAUUAAAUAUCUAACUGAUGGAGUCCUUCUUCGUGAAAGUCUAUCUGGUCCGGAGCUCAAUCAGUAUUCAGUUAUCAUAUUGGAUGAAGCUCAUGAGAGAAGUUUGAACACGGAUGUUUUAUUGGGACUGGUGAAACGCUUGGUUAAAUUGCGUGCUUCCAAUUUAAAGGUUCUCAUCACAUCAGCAACUCUAGAUGGUGAAAAAGUAUCAGAAUUCUUUUCAGGUUGCCCUAUACUGAAUGUCCCUGGAAAGUUAUACCCCGUGGAAAUAAUGUACAGCAAGGAGCGUCCAACGAGCUAUAUUGAGUCUGCUUUAAAAACAGCUAUUGAUAUACAUACUCGUGAACCUGAAGGAGACAUCUUGAUAUUCAUGACUGGACAGGAUGAUAUAGAGAAGUUGGUGAUGAAGCUGGAGGAUAGAAUUCGAAGCCUAGAGGAAGGUUCCUGCAUGGAUGCAAUUAUCCUUCCACUCCAUGGUUCCUUGCCACCUGAUCUACAGGUGCGUGUAUUUGCUCCUCCGCCGCCUAAUUGUAGACGCUUUAUUGUUGCAACAAACAUUGCUGAAACUUCUUUGACUGUUGAUGGUGUUGUGUAUGUUGUUGAUUCUGGUUAUGUAAAGCAACGGCAGUACAACCCAUCAACAGGCAUGUAUUCCCUUGAUGUUGUACAAAUCAGCAAAGUGCAAGCCAAUCAGCGUGCAGGACGAGCAGGAAGAACGCGACCUGGGAAGUGCUACAGAUUAUACCCGUCUAUGGUUUACGAAGAUGAUUUCCUUGAUGUAACAGUUCCUGAGAUACAGCGAUCUUCACUUGCUGGCAGUGUCCUUUACUUGAAAUCAUUGGAUCUUCCGGAUAUUGACAUUCUCAAGUUUGAUUUCCUUGAUCCCCCUUCAUAUGAGUCACUAGAAGAUGCUUUGAAACAGCUAUAUCUCAUUGAUGCUAUUGAUGAAAAUGGAUCCAUUACUAGUGUUGGGCGGACAAUGGCCGAACUUCCAUUGGAGCCCUCACUUUCAAGAACCUUAAUGGAGGCAAAUGAGAAUGGUUGCUUGUCUCAGGCAUUGACUGUGGCUGCUAUGCUAUCAGCAGAAACCACAUUACUUCCCAGUCGAAGCAGCAGGACUACUGAAAAGAAGCGGAAACACACCUCCUUUGAGUUUGACCUUCCUGAUGGGUGUGGUUUGGGCGAUCACAUCCAGCUGCUGCAGAUCUUUCUGGACUGGGAUGAAAAUGAUUAUGAUAUUGAUUGGUGCAAAGAAAAUGGUUUGCAGGUGCGGGGAAUGAAGUUUGUCAAAGAUGUCCGGAAACAGUUGUGUCAGAUAAUGCAGAAAAUAGCAAAGGGAUCAUUAGAUGUACGGGCAGGCUGUAAGAAACGGGAAGAGGAGUAUAAGAAUUUGAGGAAAGCCUUGUGUGCGGGCUAUGCUAAUCAACUUGCUGAGAGGAUGGUUCAUCACAAUGGCUAUAGAACUAUAGGUUUUAAGCAUCAACUGGUUCAGGUGCAUCCAUCUUCUGUCCUAAGAAGUGAUGAAUAUGGAAUGUUCCCAAACUUCAUUUUGUACCAUGAGCUCAUUGCAACCUCCCGUCCAUACAUGCGGAAUGUGUGUGCUGUGGAGAAUUCUUGGGUUGAUCCCGUCUUGGAAAAGCUCAAGAAACUGAAUAUCAACAAACUGAGUGGGGGUCUUGGUCAAAUUGCAAGAGAUGGAAAUGAGGGAAAGAUCUCAGACUUGCCGCAGAAAGUGGAUCUUUCUAGUGCUAGGGUUUCCGAUGACCCUGAAAGUAGAAUUCAGUCAGCUAGGGAGCGUUUUCUUGCGCGUAAAGCAAAGAAAUGAGCGUGGUCAUUAUCUGUGCUUUAUAUAAAGGAUGGGAUUUGGCAUGUUAUGUACUGGAUAAAGUUCUCCCUGUUUAUGGGAUUAUAACUCGAAUUGGAAUUGCCAAAUCGGAAUUGUCAGGAGGACUUAGGGGCCUUGGGGGAUGAGACUACAGCAUUGCUGUGAAAGCAAAUUAUGUGCCCGAAGUCCGACUAUUUGGGGCUUUACGCAGCGUUAUCUUCUCCAUCACACCCACUGGCGUUUGUAUAUCAGUCUUGCAAAACUUCAAUUUGCUGUCCUGUUGGGCUGCGUUCACAGCACAUCGAAAGGAAAGAUUCAAAUCUUAUGUCGAAAGUCUCUAAUUUUUGAGAUUUGAGAAAUUCUGAAGACAGUCAGCAGGUUCAUCUGUAUUUUAUAAUUGAUUGCGUCUUAAAUUAAGCAAACUCAAGUUUUGGGCAGUCUGUUGUUGUUCAUGGGUCAUAGGAUUGAGUUUGUUAAAAGUCUGUUGCGGUUGCGAACCACAACAAGCAGGGUACGCAAUCCGAAGUAAAUGGUUGUAGCUAUUGAUUGAGCA